This is a messenger RNA of Gaeumannomyces tritici R3-111a-1, 800 nucleotides long. RefSeq lists its product as hypothetical. Bases 5 to 556 code for a protein of 183 amino acids. Lineage: Eukaryota; Fungi; Ascomycota; Sordariomycetes; Magnaporthales; Magnaporthaceae. The transcript has a single exon. The record is from RefSeq and is a predicted model, not a curated record.
ACCCAUGUUGCGAGUUGCCGCCAUUUCAAACGCUCAACGGAUCCGGGCACGCGCCUUUUCGUUCUCAAGCAUGGCUCAGCAGCGAAGCCAAGUCAUACACGCGCCUUCGGAGGAGGCUCCACGUGGGGUCCGAUCCGUCUUCCUCGCCGGCACCACGAGCAGAGUCGACACCACUGACUGGCGGGAGACGCUAUCCUCACUGCUUUCCGAAACCACCAUCACAAUCUACAAUCCAUACCGCCCAGACUGGGACAGCACGUGGCGCGAAGACGUCGACUUCGCGCCUUAUCGCCAGCAGGUGGAGUGGGAGCUCGACAUGCAAGAGAAGGUUGACACGAUAGUCGUGUACUUCCACCCGGCCACCCAGGCGCCCAUCAGCCUGCUCGAGCUCGGCCUUUGCGCGCGAGUGCCGGGGAAGGCCAUCGUGUGCUGCCCCGAGGGCUACUGGAAGCGAGGGAAUGUGCAGAUGGUGUGCCAGAGGUAUGGUGUUGAAAUGGUGGAGAGUAUCGAAGGACUCCGGGAUGCCAUCGUGAAGAGGAUGCCUGCCGAUGCCUGACUGCGCAGCUCGUCCGUCUCUGGGCCUCUCUCUUGACGGUGUUGAUCAGGCUGCGCAACGGGAGCGUAGGAAUCAUGUUACCAGGCUCGUGUCAUCUUUCACCUUUUAGAUUUCCUAUACCCAAACGCCACGAAACAUGAAAUUUAACCAUACUAUGCUACUAGCAGUAACAAACACAAUCCGUAUUUUUGUUUCAAAUGCAAAAGGAUGCUUUUGCGCCUUUUUCUUGUCACAGCUUUCCGUU